UCGUGGUGUUUGUUCAGUUUGUUCACUUUGGGUUUUUAAUCUUUUCUUUUUGUUUUUUUCCGGGCGGAUUUUUGUGUUUCAGUCCGUGAAAAGCGUGGGGCCGUGUGUCUGCGCUGCUCCCGGGUCCCUCCCCGUGUGUCUGGGCUGUUUUUUGGUCUGUUUUUGGUCUGUUUUUGGGGUUUUUAUGAUGAAGUUCUCGUCCCGGCUCAGACCGCGCCGGUGGGUCGAGUGGACCGGGAGGCCGCUCGGGUUCGACCGCAAACUCCGGACGCACGAAUACGGGGGUCUGUCGAUCCGGGUGGAGGGUCUCCCCAGGGUCACGCACGUCUCCGUGGGGCAGCACAUUCUGAUCGAAGGACACGAUGAGGACCAUCCGUACGUGGCCAAAGUCCUCAAGCUCCUGGAAGACGAGGUCGGGAGGGAGAAGAAGGUCCUGGUGCAGUGGUUCGUGCGCGUGUCUGAGAUUCCUCUGAACAAACUGAAGCUGCUGGGACGAGAGCCGCACCCCAACGAGGUCUUUUAUUAUGAAGGAACCAACUGUGACAACGAGGUCAGCGCCGAGUCCAUCCUGAGACUCGCCAAGGUGGUGCAGGUGCAAGGCUCCGCCCCCUUCCCCGCGGGCGCCGCAGACGCAGACACGUUCUUCGUGAAGUUGUCGUGGACGUCUCGUUCUUUCAGAGUGUUGUCUGAGGCGGAGCGCUCUCCCUCUCCCCGAGCCGCCUCCCUGCCCCCCUCCCCCCUCCCUCCGUCCUCUCUGCGCACGCCCCCUGGCUCCGCCCUCUGCUCCCCCGACUCCGCCUCCUCCUCUCCGGCCCCUCCCUCCUCUCCCAACGGCCCCGCCCCCCCGGCGCGGCGCCGUCUGCCCACGCCGGACCCCAAUGUGCUGAAGAGGGCGUCGUCCGGCGUGACCGCGAGCGCCGCCAAACGCCGCGCUCAGGAGGCGGAGUCGCUGCACUCGGCCAAUAAGAUGUCUGCGUCCAAGAGUUUGAGCGCCAGGAGGCGGAGCUCUGCGGCGAGGACGCCCGGCGUGCGCAAGAAGCUCCAACUGUUUGCUCCAGAGGACGGGCGUCUGGAGUCUGAGCUGGAUGAGCUUUUGGCCGAGGACCUUCAGACUGAGGGAGUCCAGACUCUGUCCCCACCACGACCUGUGACCCCUGUGACCUCUGUGACCCCACGGCGCCGCCCCGCCCCCCUGGAGGAAGAGGAGGAGGAGGAGGAGGAGAUGAAGAUGAAGUUGCCCUGUGUGAAGGUCAAACGCAUGUCUCUGCCCCACGAUGAGUCGCCCUCCUCCACCAGGCGAGGGUCGGAGCACAGUCCGGAGCAGGCGGACUCUGAGGAGGCGGAGUUACCUCAGUCCGUGAAGACUCCGAGUAAACACACGCCCGGGAGGAGCGGCGCCCCCCGCGGGCAGGUCAGAACGACGACUCCAUCCAGAAAACGAGACGCAAAAACUCUGAAGGAACCUGCGCUCGCCGUCCUGCCUGAGGUGGAUAAUGAGAAUUCUCCGAUGUUUCCCGUCGCUCCUCGAAGCUCCAAGAGGAAAUCUGCCCAAAGAGUGUCCUCCAGAAUCAAGACGCAGAUGAUGACGUUGGAUCUGGAGUCAGACUCGGGGGAGGAGUUUGUCCCUCAGGAGGAGGAGCAGAGCGAUGAAGAGGAGGAGGAGGAGGAGGAGAUGAGGAGAGGACGAAGAGGAAACGUCACGACUCCUCGAUCUGCUGUGAGAACCUGCUCCAGGACGCCCCGAAAAACCCCCCGCAAGGUGACCCCGAGCACGCCCAAAACUCCACGUCACGCCACGCCCAGUAUCCCCGCCAGGAGCGCACCUGCCAAGACACCUGCCAACGCUCUGGAAGAGGCACGAGCAAGGUUGCACGUGUCGUCUGUCCCUGAGUCUCUUCCGUGUCGGGAGCAGGAGUUUCAGGACAUUUACACUUUUGUGGAAAGUAAAAUCCUGGACGGAACUGGAGGGUGCAUGUACAUCUCGGGGGUUCCAGGGACGGGGAAAACGGCCACGGUCCACGAGGUUCUGAGGAGUCUGCAGAACGCCGCCGACAACGGAGAAAUCCCCACGUUCACCUUCAUCGAGAUCAACGGCAUGAAGAUGACCGACCCCCACCAGGCCUACGUCCAGAUCCUACAGCUCCUGUCGGGUCAGAAGGCCACGUCAGAUCACGCUGCGUCCUUAUUGGAGAAGAGGUUCAGUAGCCCCGCCCCCAGGAAGGAAACCACCGUGCUAUUGGUCGAUGAGCUGGACCUCCUGUGGACGAGGAAACAGAACGUGCUCUAUAACCUUUUUGAUUGGCCGACGCGGCGUCACGCUCGCCUCGUGGUCCUGACCAUCGCCAACACCAUGGACCUGCCCGAGAGAGUCCUGCUCAACCGGGUCUCCUCCAGACUCGGUCUGACCCGGUUGUCCUUUCAGCCGUACAGUUUCAAACAGCUUCAGCAGAUCAUCAGCUCCAGACUCCACAGGAUCAGAGCCUUCGAGGAGGACGCCCUGCAGCUGGUCUCCAGGAAGGUGGCGGCGCUCUCUGGAGACGCUCGUCGUUGUCUGGACAUUUGUCGUCGGGCGACUGAGAUCUGUGAGCUGCGAGGGGGCGGAGCCGGCGGCCGAUUGGUGGAGAUCAGUGACGUGAUGGAGGCGCUGGGCGAGAUGUUCUCCUCAGCCUACGUCAACGCCAUCAGGUCGGCGUCUGUUCAGGAGCAGAUGUUCCUCAGGUCGAUCAUCGCUGAGUUCAGACGUUUGGGUUUAGAGGAAGCGACGUUUCAACAGGUGUUUGUCCAGCAGGUGGCGCUGUGUCGUGUGGAGGGUUUGGCUCCGCCCCUCGUGUCUGAGUCUCUGUCUGUGUGUUUACGUCUCGGGGCGUCGAGGCUCCUCCUCCUCGACGACGCACGAACCGACCUGCAGCUCCGAGUCCGACUCAACGUGAGCCAAGACGACGUCCUGUACGCACUCAAGACCGACUGAGACCGAGACCAGGACCGAGGACCGAGACCAGGACCGAGACCAGGACCGAGACCAGGACCGAGACCAGGACCGAGACCAGGACCACGCACAAACCGACCUGCAGCUCCGAGUCCGACUCAACAUGAGCCAAGACGACGUCCUGUACGCACUCAAGACCGACUGAGACCAGGA
Messenger RNA from Boleophthalmus pectinirostris (great blue-spotted mudskipper), 3139 nucleotides. RefSeq names its product origin recognition complex, subunit 1 (gene orc1). Gene Ontology annotation, biological process: DNA replication initiation; mitotic DNA replication checkpoint signaling. Lineage: Eukaryota; Metazoa; Chordata; Actinopteri; Gobiiformes; Gobiidae. Gene Ontology annotation, cellular component: nuclear origin of replication recognition complex. The record is from RefSeq and is a predicted model, not a curated record. Gene Ontology annotation, molecular function: DNA replication origin binding; chromatin binding; ATP hydrolysis activity. The transcript has 18 exons. Bases 185 to 2968 code for a protein of 927 amino acids.